Molecule: messenger RNA, 894 nt
Organism: Papilio xuthus (Asian swallowtail)
Lineage: Eukaryota; Metazoa; Arthropoda; Insecta; Lepidoptera; Papilionidae
Product: UPF0544 protein C5orf45
Exons: 2
Coding region: 95-844 (249 amino acids)
Biological process (GO): mitotic G2 DNA damage checkpoint signaling
Cellular component (GO): nucleus
Molecular function (GO): chromatin binding
Source: RefSeq, a predicted model, not a curated record
UCAGUAUUUUUAAAUUAUUAAUUAAUUUAUCGUCACAUACUUAUUAAAUUGUAAUGAAAUUAAGAAAAACUUACGAUAAAUACUAGAGUUGAAGAUGCCACAACUAUUUCAAGUAUUAAGAUGUUAUAAAUGUUUAGUUUUUCAAAUACACCAAACAAAGAAGUCAAAUAAAUGGCAAUGCAAAAUGUGUGGUGAGAAGCAAUCAAUUAAACGACACUAUGGGAUUGGUAAUGGUAAAGAAUGUAGACUUCAUGUUCAGAAAUUAAAUGGUUUGAGGGGAGAAAUAGAAGAUGAAAAAUUAAACAGUCUAAAUUCAGAUGAUGAUUGUUCAAAUUCCGAAGAGGAAAAUGUUCAUAGUAAUUUAGUUCAAAAUGAAUUAAAAACUAAAAGUAAAUGGUCUACAUAUACAGAACAAGAGGAAGAACAUCAGGUAAAUGAACCCAUGUAUCUAGAUAAUAAUGAAGUUUGUUUAGAAAUUCCCAGUAAACAAAAUAAAUCUGUUAAGAGGAAAAAAGUUAUUCCUACAUAUAAAGAAAAUGUAACAAAAAGUUUUAAAGCUCCUUACAAAUAUGAAACUGAAGAUAUAACACCGAUGAAACCUAUAAAAUAUACUGUAGACAAUAAAUCAAAUAUGUCAGCUAUAAUUGAAUUAAGUAAUCACCAUAAAGAAGUAUCUAGUUUGGAAAAGAAUAAAGUCCAAAUAGAUUCAAAAUGGACACAGUUUAUUGAUGAAAAUGAUUUUGAAGAAAAUGUAUGUCCAGCUCAGAACAAUACUUUAACAGAUACAAGAAAACUUUUUCAAUUAUGUGAUGAUACUGAUCUUGAUGAUGUACUUAAUAUUUAGUUGUAAUAAUCAACGAUCAAUCAAACGGUAAGAAUAUUAAAAAAUAUAAA